Molecule: messenger RNA, 1368 nt
Organism: Prunus armeniaca (apricot)
Lineage: Eukaryota; Viridiplantae; Streptophyta; Magnoliopsida; Rosales; Rosaceae
Source: the annotation of a GenBank genome assembly
AUGGAACAACAAUCAAUGCAAUCAAGCCCACCAAGGGCCCAUCAAGCCACCAAGAACGAGUUUCAACGCGAAGGAAGGUCAACUGUAGGUAUGCUCAGACUCAAAGGCGCACCCGAAUCCACCACCCGAACAGAGCAAACAGAAUCAAGACCAUACCUGGGAAAUAAAAAAGCAAUAGAAGGGUCGAAGCCUGACUUGUUCCUAAAGCCAGGUCAUGAAUCACGACCAUCCUGUGCGAAAAUGCCAAGACUGGGAGCAGGCAAAAGCAUUCUAAGGCGACUAGCAAUGGCAACUGACCAGAGCGACUCCACCGAAAAAUUUAACAAAAGCACCAACCCAGAAUCCGGAGAAGGAUCAAACAGACCGAUUAUACAGAUCACAAUCCCAAAAAAGGUGCAGCGAGCUAGCUCAGCCAUAGAAGAAGAGGAGGCGGAUAACAUGUCCGAAGAUGACAAUCACGAUUGGUUGGACUAUGAGCUCAAUCAUGAAGAAUUCAAAUCAGCCUUAGGACUACGAGCCAAAGACGAAGACAGCCAAGCGCUUGUGGAAAGCCAGCCUGAUCACAUGCCAGCCAUAAUGUUCGGAACGAUAGAAGAAGUUGGAGAAUCGACAGUUGGAAAACCAAUCUUGGCAAUUGAGAAAUCAGAAACUCUACAGAAGCCCAUGAAGACAGAGGUUGAGGUUGAACCCUCAAUGAAUCAGGCCAUCAAGUGCAGAGAAAAGACCACAGCACAAGGUACUAUGCCAGUAAAUAUGGUGUACGUCCUCCCCGCCUUUAAUAGGUCAAAAGAAGGACAACCAUGCAGCAUGGAAGGUGAUAUCCUGAUCAAAGAACACGUCGCUGCUCUGAUUGGAAUACAUGAUGAUUAUGAUGACAAACCAAGCGCUCCGCAAACCACUGAUUCGGGUCUAGAGUACAAAGGCCUAGACUCCCCAAAGAAGGAGACCCCUCGAGUGUUCUUCUUUCCAUGCGCCAAUGGUCAAGCAGAAUCUACCAACAAAGUCUUCAGCAAUAUUAUCAAGAAAAUGGCAAAUAACAACCCAAAGGAUUGGCACGAAAGGUUAUCCAAUGCGCUAUGGGCAGAUCGGACGUCUAAAAAGAAUGCUAUAGGCACUACCCCGUACGCUCUCACUUACGGGCAUGACGCCGUAUUACCAGUAGAGAUCAACGUGCAAUCACUUCGAAUCGAGAGACAGUCUGCAUUAAGCGAAGAAGAAUAUGCUAAGGCUAUGACGAAGGAAUUAGAGCAACUCGGUCCAAUUCAGGCUAAAGCUCUAAACCAUCUGGUGGUUGGUAAACAAGCAGUGGCACGUGCCUAUAAUAGAAGAGUCCGAGGAAAAACUUUUGAAGAAGGAGAAUUAGUCUAG